GAGCCAGAGCCAGUAGAAGACUGUGUGCAAAGCACCCUGGCUGCACUGUACCCCCCCUUUGAGGCAACUGCACCCACCCUGCUGGGCCAGGUGUUCCAGGUGGUAGAACGGACCUACCGGGAAGAUGCACUGCGCUAUGCCCUGGAUUUCUUGGUGCCCGCGAAACACCUUCUCGCCCGGGUGCAGCAGGAGGCCUGUGCCCAGUACAGCGGCUUCCUCUUUCUUCACGAGGGCUGGCCGCUCUGUCUGCAUGAGCAGGUCGUGGUGCAGCUGGCCGCCCUGCCAUGGCAGCUGCUUCGCCCUGGAGACUUCUACCUACAAGUAGUACCCUCGGUGGCCCGAGCCCCGCGGCUGGCACUCAAGUGCCUGGCCCCCGGGGGAGGACGGGUACAGGAGCUUCCAGUAUCCUCAGAAGCCUGUGCCUACCUUUUCACUCCCGAGUGGCUGCAGGGCAUCAACAAAGACCGGCCAGCGGGCCGCCUCACCACGUGCCUUCUGGCAUCACCCACAGGGGUCCAGCGGCUGCCCUGGGCUGAGCUCAUCUGCCCGCGCUUUGUGCAUAAAGGCAGUGUCAUGGUGGGACAGCGUCCGGUCUCUCUGCCCCCAGAGCUUCCCACGGGACCCCCUGGGCUCUCUAGCCCGCCACUGCCCGAGGAGGCCCUGGGCACCAGAAGCCCUGGGGAUGGGCACAAUGCCCCAGCAGAAGCCCCCGAGGGCGAGUACGUGGAGCUGUUAGAGGUGACCCUGCCAGCCCGAGGGUGUCCGGAGGACACGACGAGCUCCCCUGGCCUCUCCAGGACUCAGACCGUGCCUGCCAGGAAAGGUGCAGGAGGAAAGGGACGACACAGACGACACCGGGCAUGGCUGCACCAGAAGGGGACGGUGCCCCGGGGCCAAGAUGGGACUCGGCCCCCCGGAGAAGGGAGCAGCACUGGAGUCAACACUGGCUCUCCCCCACGAGUGGAAUCACCUCAAGAAGAGGGAACAUUUAAUGCUCCUGAGCUCCCAGCGGAGGCCCCAGAAGGGGAGAUCGGUCCUUUCCCUCUGAGACCAAAUGAAGGAGGGGACGGGCCAGGCCAGGGGGAGGAGGGACUGGCUGGGACACCCCGAAAAUCAGGCAAAGGAAACAGAAGGAAGAAGCGUGGGGGAGGCAGAGGAACUCCUGGGCAGGGAGCAGAAAGUGUACCAUCAAGUCCCCGGAGCAGAGAAGAGACCAGUCAUCCUGAGGCUCUCACUAGCCUGACCCCCCAACAUGAGAAUGAGCUCUCAGGCUUCCACCUGCUACAAGAAGAAGAGCCCAAAUGUACAGGAAAGACUGAGCCAGAGCAAGUAAAGGAAGAAGAGCCUAUUCCCUCUUCUGCCUGUGAGUCCACAGAGGAGGGAUCAGGAGAAGCAGAGCCCAGAGGGCAGAGUCCGGCUGCUGCAGAAGUAUCCACAGACCCAGUGGAACUCCUCUCUGGACCCCCAGUGCCACCAUCUAAGGCUGGGAAGGAGGACAAGGAAGGUGGUAGCCCUGAAGGGUGCACUCCAGCUUUGGCUGAUGAUGACUCCAAUGUGACCUGGGACUUGAUGGCUUCUGGGUUUUUCCUGCUGACUGGUGAGUGUUUGAGAUGAAUAAUGAGAGGAUAACAGA
Messenger RNA from Gracilinanus agilis (Agile Gracile Mouse Opossum), 1633 nucleotides. RefSeq names its product rho guanine nucleotide exchange factor 40-like. The record is from RefSeq and is a predicted model, not a curated record. The annotation marks the transcript as partial. Lineage: Eukaryota; Metazoa; Chordata; Mammalia; Didelphimorphia; Didelphidae. The transcript has 3 exons.